AUGGCGGCGGUCGACGUGGUCGACGUGCGGACCGACAUGCGGCUGCAGCGGUUCGACGGCACGGAUCAGAAGUGGGGGGGCUGGAGUCUCCGAUUCGAGGCCUGCACGGCGCAUCUCGGCUUCGAGGAAUUCAUGACAGCGGCGGGGCAGAGGCAGGACCCGCUGCUAAACGACCAGCUCGACGAGCGCGCCAGGCAGGCAAGCCAGCGCCUGUGGCACCCGCUGAUCACUUACUGUGAGGGCAAGGCGAUGGGAGUGGUCAAGCGAUCGCGCCAGAACGGCCUCGAGGCGUGGCGCCAGCUCAAGAACGCAGUCUCGGACAACGUGAGGGUGAGCGUGCUGCUUGAGCACGCACCAGAUCCGCAUCGUGAGGUGCUGCGGCAGGCCCCAGAGGAGGUGAAGCUCACGUUCAGCGCAGCUCGCAGCCACAUCAGGGGCUACUACAACCAGGGAAGGACCUUCACCCACGUGCCAGACGCGGGGGGAGUCGUGCCGAUGCAGGUGGAUGCAGUUCGGGCUCAGCCUCCCAACGGGAAGGCCAGCGGCAAGCGCAAGACAGGCAAGGCGGACAAGUCAGGCGGGAAGUCGGGCAAGCUUCAGAAGGGUAAGGACCCGAAGACCAAUUCCAAGGCUCGCAACGGCGGCAAGCACGGCAAGGGCCAGACGGAGUACUUUGACGGCGAGUGCGGCUACUGCGGCAAGUGGGGCCACAAGCGGGCCGACUGCAGGAAGAAGAAGGCCGAUGACGCGAAGAAAGAGGCAGGUCACACCCGAGCGGUUCAAGGCGACGCACCCUCGUCAUCGGGCCAGCAGCCAGCGGAUGGCACGGCGAGGGCGGCGUCGGGCUACUACGACGGCACCCCCGACGGCUGGGUGUUCGCGGUCACGGCGGGGACGGACGGCAAGGUGGCGAAGGUCGGCGGCUCCAUCCUGAUCGACAGCGGCAACGACGACCAUCUCUGCAGGCACAGAUUCGUCCCAGAGGCCCCCGUCAGCAGCGCAGUGGACGCGCCGAGGCUCUUUGACGUGCAGCAGCGGCCGCUACCGACGGCAGGCCUGAGGGGAGUUGAGAUGGCCAUGAAGGAAGGCACCAAGGCGACGGCGGACUUCCUAGUUGCUGACGUGAACGAUGACCUGCUGAGCAUGGGGAAGCUGCUCGGGCAGGGCUUCAAGUUCAACCUCAGCCUGGUGGACGGGCUCUACAUGACAAAGGGCCAUCGCAGCGUGCAGCUCGAGCUGGAGAGGAACAGCCUCAGGCCCCCCAUUGUCCCGGCGGGCCCCGCAGCCGAGGCGCGCCACUGCCGCGGCGCGGCGGAGCGGCAGGACGCGGCGACGGCUCCUGUGCUCAACGCGGACAGCUCGGUCGGCGCGACGAGGGCCAGGCUGAGGGAGCUGUUCAUGCCCAUCUACGGCACCAGGGCGGAGCUCUGGGACAGGCUCAUCGUGCCGGAUGCAGCGGUUAAGCGAUCGGAACCUGAGAGGGCGCACAAGCAGGGCUCCGAGCGGACGGCGCCGCUCAUCAGCUACGACUUCGGUUUCUGCAAGACGGCUGAUGAGGGCGGGGACUUGACGAAGGUUGAGGACACCUGCGCGACGAUGUUCGCGGGGUUCAGCUCGGACGCGGAAGUGGCGAAGGUUCUUCCAUGCCCGUCGAAGUCGGCGUCGCCAUAUGAGAUUGCAGGCAUCAAAUCAUUCGCGCAGCGGCUCGAGACGGGCAAAUGCAGGCCCAGGACCGACUCCGAGCCUGCGACGAAGGCAAUCCUGGACGGAGUGGCCCCGCGCGAGAUAGCGACAGGCGCGCCCUACAAAGGCGACAUCUGCCACUUCGGCGAGACGGUGCUGCAUCGCAGACAGACCGACAAGGACCUCCUGCUGUCGGUGACGGGCCUCCCCUGGGCGACGAGGACGGCGCCCGAGAGGUCGAGGCGGCGACGGGCAGCCCCGCACGUGGCGACGGAGAUCCUGAGGGCGGACGAGCAGCAGCAGCAGCAGGCACCGCGGCAGGCAGGGCCACCUGAGGGCGGAGCGGGCCCUGCUCAGCCCCAGGCCUCGCCGCAGGCACCUCCAGCGGCGGCGGCGGGCCCGCCGCAGCCACAGCCGCAGCCCCAGCAGCCGGCGCCGCCAGCGCCAGGAGACGCGGCCAUGGGGGCGCCGCCCUCGCAGGCAGCGAGGCGCGGGCUGCCGCCUGAGACGGAGGCUUCAGAGAGCAAGCGAGCGCGGGUUGCAGCGGUCAACGAGCUGGGCGUCGGCAACGUAGACGACUCGCCCGACGCGUUCUGGGAGGAGAUCUCGGAUGAGGUUGAGGACCCGACCGAUGGCAUGUUCGAAGUGGACGCGCAGGACGAGAUGGACAAGAAGCUCACGCUGGAGCACCUGCAGAGCCUCCUGGACCACGGCGUCGGCGAGGACACCCCCAAGCCAGAGGCAAGGGAAAUGAAGCACAUCACCACGCGCUGGGAGAAGCAGUGGAGGUGGAAGCCAGCGCGACAGGAGUGGCAGCGCAGGGUGCGGUUCGUCUGCCGUGAGUUCCGAUGGCAGGAGUGGCGCGACGACCUGUUCACGCCAGGAUCGGCUCCGAUCUCCAAUAGGCUCAUCGACUUCGUGGCUCUCAAGCGCGGCUUCGAGGUGAUGACGCUGGACGCCACGGACGCCUUCUACCAGGCGCCCGAGCACGAGGACGCGGUGGUGGACCCACCGCAGGAGUACCUGGACAUGCUGCAGGCAGAGUGCAGGAGCACGGACAUCUACUGGAGGCUGAAGAAGCAGCUGCCUGGCAGGCGCAAGGCGGCGCCAGGCUGGGUGGAGCACAUGGCGGGCAUCCUCGCGGACGAGAUGCCCAUGGCGAGGUGCGAGGUGGCCCCGCAAUUCUUCUACAACUCGGAAACUGAGGUGGUGGUCGAGCUCCACAUGGACGACCUGCGCAUGGCAGGACCAAGGGGCGCGCUGGAGGGCUUCCGCGACGAGCUGGGGCAGCACGUGACCUUCAGCGGCGGCGAGAUCCACGAGUACGGCACCACCUACGAGCACCUGAAGGGCGAACCCGAAACCCUCGGCCUCGGGAACUCGAACACGGCGCCCACGCCAGGGGUGCCAGCUCACAAGGCGCUCAUGGGGGGCACCUCUGCCCUGUCCCCCGUCCAGGCUGGCAUCUACCGAUCCUGCGUGGGGGCGCUGAUGUACUACGCCCAGGACAGGGCGGGCUGCCAGUACGAGGUGAGCUUGCUCGGACGGAUGCUGUCGGGCCCCACCGUCGGCGCUUUCACCGCACUCAAGAGGCUGGUCAGGUACCUGCUGGGCACGAGGGACGCGGUGAACUGGCUGCCGUGGCCGACGGAGGGCGCGAACGUGGAGCUGGUGGGCUGCGGCGACAGUGACUGGGCAGGCGACCUGCAGACGAGGAGGUCGCAGACGAGCGGCAAGAUCGAGAUUGACAACGUCCCCAUGCACUCCUUCAGCAGGCGCCAGGGGAUCGUGGCGACCAGCUCGGGAGUGGCAGAGUACUACGCGGGGGCGGCGGUCGCCGAGGACCUCCUGUACUUCAAGUCGCUCCUGGAGUUCAUGGGCUUCACGGUGGUGGCUACUCUUCUGACGGACUCGUCGGCGGCCCGAGGGAUUGCCAAACGCGAGAGAGUUGGCAAGGUCAGGAGCCUGGAGGCGCGCGUGCUCUGGCUCCAGCAGGCGAUCAAGAGGAAGCUGAUGGACCUCGGGACUGCUGGUACAGACGACAACAAGGCGGACUUAGGCACGAAGAUCCUCGGGCACGAGCGCUUCGUUAAGCUCAGGACGAUGAACGGCAUCUACACGGACAUGGGCCAGGUCGCAGAAAGCGACCACCAGUCGGAGGAGGUGGACUUCGACGUGGGGGCGGCAACUCGGGUUCGGCGCGCCAGAGGCGCGGCCACUUCACCCGGUGUGAGCCGCUCGGCGGCCCUGGCGAUGAUCACGGCGGCGGUGACGCUCUUGCAGGGCUGUGAGGGACCCGCCACCGAGUACGACGGCUACUACGACACGGAGGUUUGCUCCAAGGACGGCGUGGUCGCGAGCGACUGGACGAGCUACUGGCUGGUGGUGGUCGUCUGGACGCUGGUCGCGGCCACCGUCUGCAGCUACGCGGGGUUCCGCUACGCCAACUGGGGGGAGUCAGAGUGGCUCCUUGUCUCGCCCGAGCCCGAUGACGUGAAGGACAAGAAGAUCGACGCAGGCAUCAGCUGUGUGUCAGCCCCGUCGAUGGUGGAGCAGAGCAACCAGACGAGGAGGACGGUGGGCACACAGUCACAGACAACAUACAAGUGGAGGUAG
This is a messenger RNA of Prorocentrum cordatum, 4299 nucleotides long. Lineage: Eukaryota; Dinophyceae; Prorocentrales; Prorocentraceae. The record is from the annotation of a GenBank genome assembly.